Messenger RNA from Gloeophyllum trabeum ATCC 11539, 1263 nucleotides. RefSeq lists its product as uncharacterized. The annotation marks the transcript as partial. The transcript is spliced from 7 exons. The record is from RefSeq and is a predicted model, not a curated record. NCBI's taxonomy places the organism in Eukaryota, Fungi, Basidiomycota, Agaricomycetes, Gloeophyllales, Gloeophyllaceae.
GGUAGCCAAACCGCUAUUCGGUGGUACCCUCCUGCAUAUGAUAUCCGUGUGGAAGCCGUCCCACUCCCAAGCAUUGAACACCCUGACGAUGCAAUCGUCAAGAUCAAACUAGGCGGACUCUGUGGCAGCGAUCUUCAUGUAUACCGGGGACAUGAAGACGUCGAUGCACCAUUGAUAUGUGGGCAUGAGUUCGUCGGCGAAGUUGUGGCAUUAGGGUCCAGCUUCACGCCCGAGUCAUCCGGGCGGCCUCCACUGUAUUCGUCCUUGCGCUUAGGCGAUAAAGUUGUCUCGCCUUUCACAGUGUCUUGUGGAGAGUGCCAUUUCUGUCGCGUGGGUUCUACCUGCCGUUGCAUACAUUCGCAGCUGUUCGGCAUCCCCGCUCUACCCGGUGGACAGGCACAGUAUGUACGAGUCCCCAAAGCAGGGGGUACACUGUUCAAGAUCGAAGGGCAGACUUCCCAGAUCUCAGAUACUUCCCUGAUUCUCUUAGGAGAUAUCCUACCGACUGGUGCAUUUGCGGCAUUGCAAGCAUUGCAGCAUCCAAAGUUGCUGCCGUUCUUCACGUCACAGCCGUAUCCCUUCAGCUCCCAACCAUUGGCAUCUAUACUUAAAAGUAGUGGCAUUGAACUCCCUCAAUCCCUGAUCCGCGAUGAAGAUAAGGUCCUGACCUUGGCCGUAGUUGGGUUGGGACCCGUAGGAGUGUGCACUAUAGUCUCGCUGUUGGAUCUUCUCGCAAAAUCCGACGUCGCAUUUAAGAUAGUCGCCAUAGACCCAAUUGAAGAAAGGCGCAAAAAGAUCAAAGAAGUAUAUAGAGCUGUCGACGCCAGAGACCGAGGGCGGGGAACCUUCGAAGUCGCCUCCAUCGAGGAUGGCAAGAAAACAGUACAUCAAUGGACAAACGGCACUGGCUGUAACGCCGUUCUAGAGAUUGUGGGUAAUAACAGCGCUCUCACCCUCGCCUACGAGCUUGUGCGACCUUUCGGUGUAAUCAGCUCCGUGGGUGUGCACCAAGGCCCGCAACUACCUUUUACCGGAAGAGAUGUGUACAACAAGAACGUCUCGUUCGAGUUCGGCAGAUGUCCUGUGCGCGCCAUUUUUCCGAUAACGCUCGAGGUUCUGUUGAAGCGUCAAGACGUCUUUGGUGGAGUUGGCGGAGCCGCGAGCCUAGUAGAGAAGGUCGUGGGCUUUGAUCAAGCUGCGGAAAGCUACGAGCUCUUCGACAAAGGAAAAUGCGGGAAAGUACUGUUCGACCCGUGGAGAUAG